GAGCAGGGAACGGUGAGGAUUCAUGCUGUGUUAGCAUCCCCUCAGCAACUCCAUCAAUACUGCAUACAGCUGAGAAACUGGCAAAGGUCCGCCGUGCUGCGUUUUCAGGCUCGGCCAGAGAAAGAGAGCGACUCCCACGACCGGUCAGCUCAGUCUGCUGCUGGAGGGGCGCGUUGUGAGGGGCAGAAAACACACACACACACACACACACACACUGACACACUCUCUCUGGAACCUCUGCUGCAUCAAGAAGCAGAGGAGGGACACACGAUCUGGGAAUACUCCAGAGGAGAGAGUUAUCACCGGAGAAGGGACGGCGAGGAAACUCUUGCUGCCAUGCUCUGCAUCGGAGGCUGAGCUGCGGGAGAGUUUGACAGGACCUCGGUGCACCUGCUCCAUGCACACCGAUUAUAUAGAAGAGCUGGUGUGUGCAAUGGCUGUCUUCGACUUGCAGGGUUUCAUGCCACCCGUUCUGCAUCCCUUUCUUCUCUUUGCUGCACAUCCAGGUCCGACGAUCUGACCACACCUCUUCUACUCCCUCCCCCUUUUUUUUUUUGGUGUCCAUCUUUCCUGGGCCCACCAUGGGAGGAUGCUUCUCCAAACCCAAACCAGUUGAAGUCAAAGUGGAGCUCUCUCUCCUGGAAAAAGAAAAAGAAGUGGACGGCCUGUCCCCUAAUGGCAAAGCCAGCCCCUUUGCUGACUGCAGACCGAAUGGGGCCCUGGCACACAGCUCUGACGAAGACUCCAUGCUGCUGCCGCUCAACCACAACUCCCGGGAUUAUGUGGAGGCCUCCGUGUGUCACGUUAAAGACCUGGAAAAUGGACAAAUGCGAGAGGUCGAUCUGGGAUGUGGCAGAGCUUUGCUCAUCAAACAACACGGGGAGUUUUCCGCCAUGGCCCACAAGUGUCCGCACUAUGGAGCACCACUGGUCAAAGGUGUCCUAUCUAAAGGACAUGUGCGCUGUCCCUGGCACGGCGCCUGUUUCAGCACAGCAACAGGAGACAUAGAGGACUUCCCAGGUCUGGACAGUCUGCCAACCUUCCAGGUCAGAGUUGAAAAGGACAAGGUGAUCAUUCGGGCAAACAAGCAGGCUCUUCAGUCACAAAAGAGAUCAAAGCCCAUGUCCCGAUGUUCGGCUGUCAUCAACUCCAACACAGGCUUCAGCCAUGUUCUCAUCAUCGGCUCAGGUCCAGCAAGCCUGGUGUGUGCAGAGACACUGAGGCAAGAAGGCUUCACAGAUCGCAUCGUCAUGUGCACCAUGGACAGACAUCCUCCGUACGACAGGCCUAAACUGAGUAAGUCUUUAGAGAGCACAGCAGAGCAGCUGAGGUUACGCUCCAUGGACUUCCUACAGGACCAUGACAUUGAGCUGCUCACAGAAAAAGAGGUUGCAGCAGUGGAUGUUAAGACUCGAUCUGUAACGUUUGAAGACGGCUUGAGGAUGGAGUACAGGAAACUCUUUAUUGCUUCAGGAAGCAAACCAAAACCGAUGAGCUACAAGGGGAAAGACGUCAGGAAUGUUUUCCAUCUCCGGACGCCCGAGGACGCUAACAGCAUAGCUAGGCUUGCCAACAAUAAGAACGCCGUGAUUGUGGGAACAUCUUUUGUUGGUAUGGAGGUGGCUGCAGCUCUGACUGACAAGGCCCACUCAGUGUCUGUCAUCGGGAUCGAGCCGGUCCCCUUCAAAAAAGCUCUUGGGGAGAAAGUAGGGAAAGCUAUAAUGAAGCUGUUUGAGACAAACAGGGUGAAGUUCUACAUGCUGAACGAAGUGUCGGAGAUGAUUGGUCAACAUGGACAGCUGAAGGAAGUUGUUCUGAAGAGUGGGAAAGUCCUGCGAGCGGACGUGUGCGUCAUCGGAGCAGGGAGUGUUCCUGCAACAGGGUUUUUGAAACAGAGCGGCAUCCACUUGGACUCAAAGGGCUUCAUCACCGUGAACAAGAUGAUGCAGACAAACGUUGAUGGGGUGUUUGCUGGAGGAGACGUGGUCACGUUUCCUUUUCCACCUCGCAACAACAAGAAGGUGAACAUCCCUCACUGGCAGAUGGCUCAUGUGCACGGCAGGGUGGCAGCUCUCAGCAUGAUGGGCAGAGUCUCUGAGUUCAAAACUGUGCCUUACUUCUGGUCAGCUAUGUUUGGGAAGACCAUUCGCUAUGCAGGUUAUGGUGAUGGAUUUGAUGAUGUCAUCAUACAAGGAGAUCUGGAUGAAUUACGAUUUGUUGCUUUUUAUACAAGGAGCGAGGAGGUGGUCGCUGUCGCCAGCAUGAACUAUGACCCCAUCGUAUCUCGGGUGGCAGAGGUCUUGGGAUCCGGAAAGACGAUUAAAAAGCGAGACGUGGAGAUGUUAGCGCGGCUUGGCAAGACUGGAGACAUAUCUUGGCUGAUUGACAAAGGCUCUCACUGACUUCACCUCUGAAGUUCCCUAAAGGACAGACCCAAAGUCCACUGGAUAUCCUGACAUGGACACUUUGGUGCUGAGACCCUGAGCAGCUAUCCUACUUCAUUCACUAAAAUACAGUGAACACGAUUCUCUGUCCGUCGGAGGCUCACUCUCCUGAAGAUGACAGUUUAACAUGUUUUGCUCCGGAGAGACACUUUAAUGUGACGAACUGAACCACACAGGGCAUGAACACACUGAAUCACUGUGUCGGCAAAUGUUUUUGUUCACAACAAAGCAAUAUUUCAGCCUUCGUGCUGCUGCGAGUUAUAUCUACCUGUACUUUUUGUGUAUAAGAAGCCAGAGAAGGGCAUGGGCAUUUGUUUUGUAUAAAUACGACUGUACAUAGUUAUAACCCUGAUUGCACUGUAACAACAAAAGAGAAUACACUUCUGAGUGGAAAAACAGAUCGACUGUGCUCUCAUACAGACCUUAGAUCUGCAUGGUAGAACUUACUGCAGUACCAAAUAAAAUGACGAGUCCCAAACCAGAGAUUAAUACAGAUGCAUUAAAAUAAAAGCUUAAAUCAGCAGCAGAACAAGACCUCUUUAGACCAACCUUGAGCUUUAACAAGCUCAGUUAUAUGCACAUGCAUUUCAUUUGCAACGAGAUAAUGUACUUCUUUGCAUAUGUUGCCUUUCUAGUAAAUACAUUAAAUUUUAAUCACAUUUUUAAUUAAACUAAUUAUUAGUUUGUGCUUGCACAAUAGAUUCAUGUUUUUCAAAAAAAUAAACAGCAAUAACUCAUCUAGAGGAAAACUAGCUGAAUGUUUAUUUGUGAUGUUCCCAGACUCAAUAGGGACUUUAUUUGUUACUAACUCAGGGAACUGAGGUUUGUGGCCCAGGCUGACUGCUCCCUUACAGUCGCAGUUGCUUUAAUAUUCAAGUGUGAUCUCACUGCUUGCCCCUCAUUUUCCUUUAGUAAUGCCUUGCAAUGUGCUGAGAGGUGCAGAGUAGAUGUCUGACAGCAUACUGGUCUAAUGAUGAUCCACGAUGCUGAAAGUCAACGAGGCAAUUUGAAAAGCAUUGUUCUUCCUUCAGAGAAGCUGGAAUGACAUUUUUAUAACUUAACUUUGAAAUAAAAAGUGAUCCAACAGUAAA
This is a messenger RNA of Poeciliopsis prolifica (blackstripe livebearer), 3535 nucleotides long. RefSeq names its product apoptosis-inducing factor 3. Gene Ontology annotation, cellular component: mitochondrion; cytoplasm. Lineage: Eukaryota; Metazoa; Chordata; Actinopteri; Cyprinodontiformes; Poeciliidae. The record is from RefSeq and is a predicted model, not a curated record. Bases 582 to 2402 code for a protein of 606 amino acids. Gene Ontology annotation, biological process: execution phase of apoptosis. The transcript is spliced from 21 exons. Gene Ontology annotation, molecular function: flavin adenine dinucleotide binding; 2 iron, 2 sulfur cluster binding; oxidoreductase activity, acting on NAD(P)H.